Messenger RNA from Trichogramma pretiosum, 1158 nucleotides. It is a transcript of the gene mdlc, whose product is annotated as RING finger protein 113A. Bases 16 to 1074 code for a protein of 352 amino acids. The transcript has 6 exons. The record is from RefSeq and is a predicted model, not a curated record. Gene Ontology annotation, biological process: snoRNA splicing. Lineage: Eukaryota; Metazoa; Arthropoda; Insecta; Hymenoptera; Trichogrammatidae. Gene Ontology annotation, cellular component: U2-type spliceosomal complex. Gene Ontology annotation, molecular function: metal ion binding.
CUGGUGUGAUCUACUAUGGUCUAUGAGUUCUGUUCGACAGACGACAGUGCAUGGACGCCAACCAGUAAACAUCAGAAGAAGACAGCAUCAACGGCUUCGAUUCGAUUUUUGUAUAGUUUUGUCAAGGGAUAUUAUAUAAAAAUGUUCAAAUCGACUAAACGUAUAAAUAGAGCUGGCUUGAAAAAGCGAGCAAAAGAUGACGAUUCCGAGAGUAGCGAUGGUGAGACGGUGAUCGUCAAGAAAGAAAAAAAGGAGGAUCAUUUAAAUCCAUUGAGACAACGUACAAAUAACAAGAGGCAAAAAAAGGUUUUGGAUAAUGAUGACAGCAGUAGUGAAGGAGAUUCAGUUACAGUGUCCUAUAAAAGCAAAAGAAUGGCUUUGCCCGAGGGGCCAAGCGAUCAAGGUGCCACUUCAAUUCUACAAAUCGAAACAGAGGAGGAUAGAGAUGCUCAAGCAAUCUUUGAAAAAGCUCAAAAAAUAAAUGCCGAGCUAAAAGGAAAAGAAGAUGAUAAAAUAUAUAGGGGCAUGAACAAUUAUGCUCAAUAUUUUGAGAAAAAAGAUACAGUAGCUGGUAACGCAUCCAGUGGUAUGGUGCGCAAGGGACCCAUUCGAGCACCUGCAAAUUUGAGGGCUACAGUAAGAUGGGACUACCAGCCAGAUAUUUGUAAAGAUUACAAAGAGACUGGAUUCUGUGGAUUUGGUGACAGUUGUAAGUAUCUUCACGAUCGUUCCGAUUACAAACAUGGAUGGCAAUUAGAAGCAGAGGCUGGUGCAGAUGCCAGUGGUGAUGAAGAUGAUAAAAAAUAUGAAAUUGACAGUGACGAAGAAACUUUGCCAUUCAAGUGUUUCAUAUGCAGAGAGAGCUUUACUGAUCCUGUGGUUACAAAGUGCAAGCAUUAUUUCUGUGAAAAAUGUGCUCUGCAACAAUACAAAAAGAGUGCCAGGUGUUUUAUUUGCAAUGUAAAUACUUACGGUGUAUUUAAUCCGGCAAAAGAGUUAAUUAAAAGAAUCAAACAAUCGAAACAUGAUGAAUGCGAUUCUCACAAAGAAGAUGAAAGUGAAGACGAUGAUUAAACUGUGAAUAUGGUGUAUAAUUGUAAAAUUUAGGGUCUGUAAAUAUUUGUAAGAUUGUACUAAUAAAAUCUUUAUUUUGUUUUA